UAUUUUGACAGCGCCUGUGCUCAGAGCGCGUGACGUCAGUGUUGUGUUCUGCUUGUGCUGCAGCGAUGCGCCUCAUCCGCGUCCGUUAUUAUUUCAUAAACACAUCGAUCAUAUUGUUAUGAUAUAUCUACCAAUAUCUGCUUUUGCUUAUUGAUGGUAUUAAUAUGGCGAGCUCUUUCACCAGAGCUCCACCUCAAGGGGACACAGAGACGGAGCGUCUGCUGUCCCCUGUGGUGGGAUACGGCUCCGGUGAUCUGAACGGCGGGGGUCACGCCGGCCCUCCCAAACUGGACAUGAGUGUGUCAGGCUCACGUCUGCGGGCCGAGGAAGAGGAGGAGGCCCUGAGGAGGAAGCUGAAGUACUUCUUCAUGAGCCCGUGUGAUAAAUACCACGCUAAAGGCCGCAAACCCUUCAAACUGGCCCUUCAGCUGCUCAAGAUCAUCAUAGUCACUGUACAGCUGGUGUUGUUCGGGCUCAGUAAUCAGAUGGUGGUGGAGUUUAAGGAGGAGAACACAGACUCCUUCAAGCAUCUGUUCGUCAGAGACUAUGUGGAUGAUUCGGAGGAGCCGCUGUGCAUCCACACACAGAGAGACGUCUAUGAUCACAUCCAGUACGCCAUAGAGCAGUAUCUGGCUCUGCCGCAGACGUCGGUCGGCAGGUAUGCGUAUGUUCGAGGUUCGGCUCUGAACGACAGCGCCCUCUAUCUGUGCCAGCGCUACUACAGGAAGGGCACUAUCGACCCGGUUAAUGACACGUUUGACAUCGACCCUCAUGUUGUCACUGACUGCAUCGGAGUAGAUCCACCACCAGACUCCACGAGUCCAUCACAGAACCACGACAGGAACUUCACCCUCAACUUCCAAAAGUUGAUUAAUGUGACUAUCCAGUUCCAGCUGAAGGCGAUAAACAUCCAGACGAUUAUCAAUAAUGAGAUUCCCGACUGCUACACCUUCUCCAUUACUAUCCUGUUUGAUAAUAAGGCUCACAGUGGUAAAGUGAAGCUGAGUUUGCUCAACGAGGCGUCUAUUAAAGAGUGCAGAGACCCCAAUGUUUCAGGACACGCGGACAGUUACGCGCGCGUGGCGUUCGAUGUGAUGGUGGCGGUGGUCUGCGCUCUGUCUCUGGUGUUGUGUGGACGCUCCAUCCUCAGAGGAAUCAUCCUGCAGCACGAGUUUGUGUGUUAUUUCCGUCGGUCUUUGGGCCGGUCGCUGAGCUUGGGCGAGCGUCUGGAGUUCAUCAACGGCUGGUAUCUGCUGCUCAUCAUCAGCGACAUUCUCACCAUCAUCGCCUCCUUCAUCAAGAUCGCCAUCGAGACCAAGAACCUGUCGUCGUAUGACGUCUGCAGUAUUUUGAUGGGAACCUCCACUCUGCUGGUGUGGGUCGGCGUGAUACGAUACUUCAGCUUCUUUCAGAAAUACAACAUUCUGAUUGUGACUCUACGAGCUGCGUUUCCAAACGUGAUCCGGUUCUGCUGCUGUGCUGCUGCCAUUUACAUGGGCUACUGUUUCUGCGGCUGGAUUGUACUGGGACCCUACCACGCUAAAUUCCGCUCUCUCUCUACGGUUUCGGAGUGUCUGUUUUCUCUUAUUAAUGGAGACGACAUGUUUGCCACGUUCUCGGAGGUGGAGCAGAGCGGGACGCUGGUGUGGGUGUUCAGUCAGCUCUAUCUCUACAGCUUCAUCUCGCUCUUCAUCUACAUGGUUCUGUCGCUCUUCAUCGCACUCAUCACCGGAGCCUACGACAGCAUCACUCAACAAACCCAGGACGUCCCGCAGGUGUCUGAACUGCACCGGUUCAUCGCCGAAUGCACUGACACACCCACCUCUGGAAACUUCCACAGCCCAGAGCCGUCGACCUGCUCGCUCUUCUGCUGCUUUAACUGAGAGACUGGGUUUGUGAAGGGGAUUCUGGGUAAAGCGUUGUAUCUCAGGCACAAGGGAGAGGAAGGGACUUGCACUUCUUUAUGUGUUUGUUUGCAGGUAAAGCUGUUGCAGCUGCACUGAUAGAGCCGAUCUCAGCAUGCAGCUUUUAAACACCUUAUAAUUACUGAGCUGAAUGUGUUUUGCAUAUUCAUGAGCAUCUUGGCUUAGUGAUCAGGACUUGAUACACUAGACCAACUAAAGGGAACUGCUCCCUCUAGAGGCGUGGAGGAGUUACAGCACACAAAAUUACAGAAAAACAUUACGUUUCAGGUGAAUCUCAAAACCAAAUGUGCAGGUGAUAUUUCACCUCAAAAUUGAGAAAUUAUAUUUUGCUUAAAGAAAACAAAGCCUUUUUUAUUAACAUCAUGAUGUUUAGCAUCUUAUUUUAGGAUGAAAUAUGACCUGCACAUGUUCUUUUAGUGAGUUUAGUGAGUUACAGCACACAAACACAGAUGAAAACACACUUUUCCAGCAUUAUAUUUCAGGGGCUUUAGUGAAUCUCACAACAAAAUGUCCAGGUCACAUUUCAUCCCAAAUAAAUAAAUAAAUAAUUGCUUAAAAGAAAAUGAAUCCUGUUUUAGCAGCAUUAUGAUGUUUUGCUUUGUGAGAUUAUUUUCAUGACAGUUAAAAAGGUUUUUGAUUUUCUUUUGUGGUUAUCAUCUAGUUUGUGUUACUGUAGUACAGUAAUAGCUACUUUUUCAGUUUAAAUCUGCAUACAUUUUAAACGCUGAUUCAGCAAAUACAUGAAAUAUAAAUAUAAAACAGAACAGGUUUUGUGGUCUUAUAUGCAAAACAAUAUAAUUUGUAUCUGAUUUAUUUUAGGUUGAUAUAUGAUUUGCACAUUUUCAUGCAACAUUUAACCCUAAAAUUGAAGGCAAAAAAAUUAAUAAUAUUUUGCUUGAAGAAAAGUAAGGAGGAGCCUUAAAAUGUUUUGCUUUGUGAGAUUAUUUUCAUGACAAUUAAAUAUUUGAAUUGUAAUUGAUAUUUCUUUAUUACAGUUAAAGUUAUUUUUCAUUUUUAAUCUGCUUAGAUUUAAGAUUCAGACUGAAGUAAAAUAAUUCCCCGACAUACAAAUAAUUUGAGAGAAAAUGUGUUCAAAAUAAUGUCACAAUUGAACAAAUAUUAAUUCUAAUUUAUUAUAAAAAUACUGCAACAAAAAUAGGUUUUGUUUUCUCAUAUGCAAAAAUAUUUCUUGUUUUUCAUUAAUUCUGAAAUAAGACCUGCACAUUUUCUUGACUGAAUUCAUGAGAUUCGCCUGAAUAUUUUUAUUCCAUUCAUAUGCAUUCAUACUGUGUAUUUUAUAAUUGUAUUCUUUUAUCUCAUUUUUAGAGAAUAUUCUGUGUCUACAGUAUAUUAUAUAUCGCUUAGGUUUCAAAUCCAUGUUAGGAUAUUAGUGCUUUGAUGGCAGAGGAGCGUCACACAGAUGUGUGUGUGUGUGGGUGUGAGUGUGUGAGUGUGUGAGUGUUUUUUUGUGUGAGAGUGUGUGUGUGUGUGUGGGGGGGGUGUUUUUAACAUGAAGCAUAGCUUGCAGGUUUAUUUGGACAUUAAUAUUAAUGUGGACGGUGUAUCGUACUUGUCCCUGGUGCAUUUGCUCCUUUCAGAGCCGUCUCACACAUACACACACACACACACACUCACACACACACACACACACACACACACACACACACACACACACACACACAGUGAUGUUUGAGAAGCCUCGAGUGUCUUGAGAGAUUUUCUCUGCAUAUUGACACAGGACUCAGUCCAUCAGGGAGUUUCAGAGAUGCUUUGAGUGUCUUCUGUGUGUUUUUGGUCCACAGCGAGCUGAUAUCUGUCUAUUAAUCAUUACUAGUUAUUUCUAAACCUUCACCGUGAGGGACCAGACACCAGCUGAUUACUGGAUGUUAUUUCUGAGCUUUCUCUGUACUAUAUUUAUGAUGUUAGUGGUGGACUUUCAGUUUAAUAUCAGAUCUGUUCAUGCGUGACUUCAUCUAGUGCUCAGGAACAGAGACAAUCUGAUUAGAUUUGGUGUUUUGUGCUGGUUUUACUCUGAUGUAACUGUUUCUUCCCAGAAUGCCUUUCUGGUGUAGUGUCAUACUGCUGGGGAUUUUGGGGAUGUUUUAAAGAGGUGUGGGAUUUAAAGUACUUGACUGUUUUAUCUUAAUAUUUUAAUUUGUGUCUAACUGUAAGCUGAGAUGCAUUUGGUUUGUUCAUUUGUGUCAUAAGUGGCAUUAUUUUUAUUUAUUUUUACCAAAGGGAAUAUUUGUUUUAUUUUAUUUUUUUACAAGGCAUCGUUUUGCACAUUGUUUAAGUUUGUAAAUUAUUUGCAGUGAUUAUUCUGAAUGUGUAUCUGUCGUUUUGUGUACAAGACAGAGUUGCUUUCCGUUAAACUGGUUGAUAUAUAUAUAUGCUCUCACAUUUUAACUCAAAUCUCAGCUCUUAAAGUCACAAAUAAAAUCCAUGA
Messenger RNA from Carassius auratus (goldfish), 4371 nucleotides. Its product is annotated as mucolipin-1-like. The transcript has 13 exons. Gene Ontology annotation, cellular component: plasma membrane; lysosomal membrane. The record is from RefSeq and is a predicted model, not a curated record. NCBI's taxonomy places the organism in Eukaryota, Metazoa, Chordata, Actinopteri, Cypriniformes, Cyprinidae. Gene Ontology annotation, molecular function: NAADP-sensitive calcium-release channel activity. The coding region runs from base 165 to 1883 and encodes 572 amino acids.